AUGCCGUCCUCGCCCGAGCGCGAGCCCCCGCAUUACAUCCCCCUCCCGCCCCUACGCUCGGCGAUGAAGUAUCCUUCGUCGCGCCCAUGCACACCCGGAUCUCCACCCACGCGCUCCUCGCCGCUCGUACCCUCAACCUCGACCGUCACGUCCUCGCCGUCCGGCUCGCCCUCCACCUCCACGCUCCUCGCGUCCCCGAGCGCUACCCCGCCGUUCGCCGUGUCCCCGCUCGCGCCGCCCAGUACGCUCAUCGCCGGGCAGGGGUACACACCCAAGGUCUCGUUCGACACGCUCGAGAACCCCCAGGCGAGCAUGUUCUGUUAUACGCUCCACGUUCAGAGCGAGGGUUAUUCCAGGAACCGCGGCACGCGCGUGUUUCUGUGCGCGAGCGGUCCGGACGAGAGUGGCAAGCAGGCGCUGGACUGGGCGCUGGAGAGCUUGGUGCAGGAUGGGGAUGAACUGAUCGUGUUCCGGGGAGUGGAUUCAGAGGAGCUGGAGAAGGAGCAUGACCAAUACCGCGAGGACGCACGCGACCUGAUGCGAUAUAUCCAGGAGAAGUGCGUCGAGGACGAUGCAGAGCGAAAGCUCUCGAUCAUUGUCGAGUACAUCGCAGGCAAAGUGCCCCAGACCAUCGACCGUCUCAUAUCGCUCUACCGCCCCGACUCGAUCGUCGUCGGCACGCGGGGCCAACGGGGCAUGAUGCAGGCAUGGGGAGCUGCGUUUGGCGCGCCUGGCAAGCUGGGGAGCGUAUCGAGAUACUGCUUGAGUCACUCGCCCGUGCCUAUUAUCGUUGUACGGCCGGAAGAGAAGGUGCGCAAGACGAUGGCGAAGCGUCGCGCAGACCCGAAACGCGGGUCACACUUCGAGAAUCUCUACAAAACGCGAACUACUAGUAAUGGCGUCAACUCCGUGCCGCUGAUUGCAACCUUGACUCAGUAG
Rhodofomes roseus is the source of this 939-nucleotide messenger RNA. RefSeq lists its product as uncharacterized. The transcript is spliced from 5 exons. The record is from RefSeq and is a predicted model, not a curated record. Lineage: Eukaryota; Fungi; Basidiomycota; Agaricomycetes; Polyporales; Fomitopsidaceae. The coding region runs from base 1 to 939 and encodes 312 amino acids.